UCAAAUUCUCGUCAUUUCCAUUUGUACAGAUCGCCACGUAAGGUUGCAGUAAGAAAUGUACAGCGAGUGCAGUGAGGAUAUCGUGUAGAGGAUGAAGAUGAUGGUUUCAAGGAGAGUAGCCAACUUCGGCGCGUUCUGCUUCGCAAUUGGAACAAUCUUGGCUGGUGCCUCUGUAGAAAAUGGCACACUAUGGAAAGAAAGGACCCUGACGCUUGCUGCGAUUCUCGAGUCCGAAGAAGAAAGGAUGUCUUUUCUAGAGGAUGUGAGAACACAAGGUCCCAUCAGAGGUAACGACAUAGACACGGUGUCCAUGGUAGCGAACAGCAGUAACCCCAUGGGUACCAUGGUGUGGGCCUGUGACGAGGCCGUGCCCAGGAGACCGGACGCCAUCCUGUUCGCUGGAGGACACGACAUGUCUCUCCUGUCUGCCAGGUACGUCAUGAUGGUGGCCAAGUACCUGGACAUCCCGGUCAUCAGCGCCUACAGGGGCAUGUCCGGCGUCGUGGCGAGACAGGAAGAACUCCCAAACUUCGUCCAUCUCGGCGUGUCGGUUGAGCAGGAGUACUCGGCCCUGCUGAGUAUCCUGAAGUUCUUCUUCCAGACACGUUUCUCCAUCAUCACGAGUCUGCACACGGGACACAAGGCGUUCAUCCGGUACUUCCAGGAGCAGGUGGAGAAGGAGGGUGAUGCCUGGGGUGUUGAAAACGUCUUGACGCUUGACCUGGACAGUAUGGAAGAAAUAGACCUGUACAUGUCUCUAGCCCGGGACAUCACCUCAGGUAUCAUCCUACUGUACUGCACCAAGCAGGAGGCAACCGUCCUCCUACCGGCCGCGGAGAUAGUCGGCAAGUUUUCGGAAAACUCCGUGUGGAUCGUGCCGGAGAUUGUUAUCGGUGAUCUGGACAGCGCGCUUACAGCUCCGUACGAGUAUCCAGUGGGACUGCUGGGGAUAAAGUACGAGAGUCCGUCCUACAGCACGAGGAAGAUGACCCUGGACGGACUGUCUGUUUACAGGACGGCCAUGGAGAAGUACCUCACCAAAGGAGACGUGUCUGAGACCUUCAUGAGUGACACCUGCUGGAACUACACCUCACAGACAAAAAGCGACAGAUUAACGUUUAAAGAUUUUCUGCAAAAUGCCUCCAUUCCGGAACGUGACAUCAAAUUCGGCGCUGAUGGCUUGGUCUACAGCCCUAAUUUCGCCAUCCUGAACGUAGCUUCCAAGGGGACAUGGCAACGGGUUGGGUCCAUCAUCAUGAACCGGAUCUCCCUGAACGGGAUCAUCUGGCCGGGUAACUCGUACCUGGCGCCCCGCCCGGUCAAUCAGCGGCACCUCAAGGUCGUCACCAUCGAGGAGGAGCCGUUCGUCAUGGUCACGGAUCUGUCCCCCGUCACCGGGGACUGCACCAAAGCGGCGCUGCCGUGCACCAAGUUCGACUCCAAUGGACAGAGAGAAGAUAAGUGCUGUGCUGGUUUCUGUAUGGACCUGCUGGAGCAGCUGAAGGAUGACGCAUGGUUCACGGUGGAGAUUUACGUGGUGGCGGACGGGCGGCACGGGACGGUACAGAGCGGGAACUGGAACGGCAUCAUCGGUGACCUCAUCAACGGGACAGCGGACAUGGCAGUAGGGUCUCUUACGAUCACAGAGGAACGUCUGGAGGCGGUUGACUUCUCCGUACCUUUUAUUGAGACAGGCUUAAAGGUGAUGGUAGCGAAGAAGAAGGGAGUUGUGUCACCGUCAGCCUUUCUUGAACCAUACGACGCCACGCUAUGGAUCAUCAUAUCCGUGCUCAUUAUCAACGUCAUCACGUGUGCGCUGUGGCUCUUCGAGAAACUGCGACCUGGUCAAGCCGGAUAUCCACAGAAAGAUCCAUCGAAGAGGUUUGCUCCAUUCCACGCGUUCUGGCUGCUGUGGACGCUCCUGUUCAACAACACCAUGCCGCUCAUCCGCGUUCCCAAGGGCCUGGCGUCCAAGUUCAUGGUCUGUGUGUGGGCCAUGUUCUCAACCAUCUUCAUAGCCUCGUACACAGCCAACCUGGCGGCCUUCAUGAUCCAGGAACAAGUCAGUGAGAAGAUCACGGGACUGACGGAUCCGAGAUUCCAACGUCCAGAGGAGUUUCAGCCGUCCUUCAAGUUCGGAAGUGUGGUGGGGACCAGUAUGGAGAUGAAAAUCCGUGACAACUACCCGCGCAUGUACAGCUACAUGCAGAAGUUCAACACCAGGUCUGCCAAGGAGGCCGUAGAAGCUCUUAAGAAAGGGGAACUGGACAGUUUUAUCUACGACGCUGUAGUGCUGGAGUACCUGGCCGGGAAGGACGAUGGCUGUAACCUGGUGACUGUCGGGAACGUUUUCGCCUCCACUGGAUACGGGGUGGCGUUUCCCAAAGGUUCUCCGUGGAAGAACACAAUCGACGUACUCAUCCUAUCCUACAACGAUCAUGGGUACUUGGACAUGUUUAAGAGUCAGUGGGUGGAGGGACUCUGCAGCAGGAAACAGGAGCUGGAGAAGAACACCCAUCGCCUCGCCAUCGAGAACUGCUCAGGAGUCUUCAUCCUGCUCCUUGCUGCCAUCGCGCUCAGCCUGGUUAUCUUCUGUCUGGAGCACGUGGUGCACAAGUACCUGGUGUUCAUCGGCAAGUGGCCCAUGCUGUCAGACAGCGACAUCCCGCCGUCUCCUGUGUACGAGAACGUAGCGGGCACCGGUAGCCUCCGGAUAAACGGCGCAGAACGGGUGGUGGUGACGGAGCACAAGUUCGUCCAUGCCGUAGACACGUUAGAUGAUGAAUGUCCCGGAUGUCAGGUAGCCCAGGAACAGAUCCAUGCUCUGACGUCACAGGUGCGGAAGGCCUUCACACGGCUGGAGGAGCUCGAGGGGGACACGGGGACAAGCAGGGAGGUGAUUCCCGAAGUUUUAAAUGUUCAGAAACUUUUAAACGAAGACGUCCCAGCCAGAGUAGCGGAGCCACCUGGCGCCCUGAUGUCCCUUCAUGACGUGGUGCAACAACUGACGGGCGGUGGCGAUGGGACAGAAGACGAGGGGACUAGUACUUCUCACACAUCCGGGAACACAAGCCGAGCUAGUUCCUCUGGUAGCGCCUCCUCUCCGGAAACUGCCGAGCAUGCUAAUGAGGACUGAAGCAGAAAACUCAACAGGGUUAGCGUGAGCGUUACGCCUCCAGCCGUGACGUUUCUAAGACGUUAACGCUUCCUUUAAAAAUUGCUAUCGAUUUUAUUGUCUGAUGUAUUGGCGUACGGCUGACAGAGGUGGAAGUGUCAGCUGAUGGACCGUUCACGGAUCACCGGGAACUAUGUGUCAAGUCACGUGUGGAACACUAAGUCAUCAGUCUCCGUCUCUACAACAGUACGGGUGUCGUUCGUCACAUUAAGCGUAAUUACAACCUGUGUGCUCGCCCUUCCUACGGUACAUACCGGCAAAGCUAACAAAAGAAGCCGAUAAACAAACUCACCCAGCAGCGACCUUCCGCUGUCAAGAUGUCAAUCAUAUCACGGGGAGCAAUGCCCGGCCCGACGAUUGGUCGAUAUUUCAUUUUUGUGUAUGUAACGAAUCCGUGCCACAUGCUGCUGUUGCCAUAAAUUAAGGAAAAGGAUCUUUUGUGACAAAAAGCUCUUUUGUGACAAAAAGAGAGACUAUUACUACUCAGAUAUCUACAAGUGGAAGAAACGAGGGUGAUGUAGAGACAACUUAUGCCAAGUUCCUUGAAUCGAUUUUGACAAAGGAAGCUUCGUCUUUUGAAUUAACUUUACAAAAACACACAUAUACAUUGUCAGUCAGCCACACAAAAUGUUAACUAUGUAAAAGAAAAUAAAUGUAAUCGUUGUAUACCUGCUCCGUUUGUCACAAGCACGAAGGAAUGUCAUCAUAUGACGGCAUACUAAAAUAUUUAGUGCGGUCAUGAUGGCUGAAUAUGAAAGACAUAACUCGCAUCAUGUUGAGGUCAUUACCAUCAUUAUCUCUGUACAACGUGAUCGCCUAGUUUCGAUCUCUAGAUGUUUCAGUCCGUAUCCUGUUGAAUAACUAUGGUUACAAAUGUAAAAUCUGCAGCUGAGCAACUCCAUCUC
This is a messenger RNA of Branchiostoma floridae (Florida lancelet), 4080 nucleotides long. Its product is annotated as glutamate receptor ionotropic, NMDA 2A-like. The record is from RefSeq and is a predicted model, not a curated record. Gene Ontology annotation, biological process: synaptic transmission, glutamatergic; monoatomic ion transport; modulation of chemical synaptic transmission. The transcript has 15 exons. Gene Ontology annotation, molecular function: transmitter-gated monoatomic ion channel activity involved in regulation of postsynaptic membrane potential; NMDA glutamate receptor activity. Gene Ontology annotation, cellular component: postsynaptic membrane; plasma membrane. NCBI's taxonomy places the organism in Eukaryota, Metazoa, Chordata, Leptocardii, Amphioxiformes, Branchiostomatidae. The coding region runs from base 92 to 3136 and encodes 1014 amino acids.